Molecule: messenger RNA, 1122 nt
Organism: Arachis stenosperma
Lineage: Eukaryota; Viridiplantae; Streptophyta; Magnoliopsida; Fabales; Fabaceae
Exons: 1
Coding region: 1-1122 (373 amino acids)
Source: RefSeq, a predicted model, not a curated record
AUGAGGCAGGAGGGGGUUCCUGGGCAGCCUGCUGGAUUUGGAGCUAGAGAUGUGGAAGGAACUGCUGGUCUGACAGAGUUCCAGGUUGGUCAGCAAUUUCAGGAUAAAGAUGAGGCCCUGUUAAGUGUGAAGACUUACAGCAUCCAUCGAGGGGUACAUUAUAAGGUAGUGGAGUCUGACUAUCGCCAGUAUGCGGGAAAGUGUUCUGAGUUCGGGAAUGGGUGCACAUGGUUGAUUCGGCUGAGUCUCCGGCAGCGCAAGGGCAUUUGGGAGGUCAAACGGUACAAUGGACCUCAUACCUGUCUCGCCACCUCCAUCUCCAACGACCACAGGAGUUUGGAUUAUCAUGUGAUAUCGGCAUUCAUUAUGCCAAUGGUUAGGGCUGAUGCAUCCAUCAGCAUCAAGGUGCUCCUAAAUGCCACUGCCGCACACUUUGGAUUUAGGCCGACGUAUAGGAGGGUCUGGUUGGUGAAGCAGAAGGAUAUUGCCCUCAUCUAUGGCGACUGGGAUGAAUCGUACAACGAGCUCCCCAGGUGGGUGUUGGGAGUCCAGUUGACGAUGCAUGGUACUGUUGCAGUCCUUAGGACGAGCCCUGUUCGAGUUGGUGGACAGCUGGACGAGUCUCAAGCUUAUUUUCACAGACUGUUCUGGACGUUUCCACCGUGUAUCAAGGCAUUCCGUCAUUGCAAGCCACUGGUUAGUAUUGACGACACCCAUCUGUAUGGCAAGUAUGGGGGAACGUUGCUUGUCACGAUCACACAGGACAGGAACUCCAACAUACUCCCUGUUGCAUUCGCACUAGUCGAUGGUGAGAAUGCUGAGUCUUGGUCCUUCUUUCUCUCCCACAUGCGUCAGCACGUCACACUGCAGCCGGGUCUGCUGGUUAUAUCGGACAGGCAUAACGGCAUCAAGGCCGCGCUUGAGGCUCCCGACGGAGGCUGGUUACCUCCAUCUGCAUACCAGGCAUUCUAUAUUCGACAUGUAGCGGCAAAUUUUGCCCUAACCUUCAAGGACAAAGACGCACGGAGGCUUCUUGUCAACGCGGCGUACGCUAAGACCGAAGUGGAGUUCGAUUACUGGUUUGAUAUUCUACGGUCUGAAGACCCGACGAUGUGUGAGUGA